This is a messenger RNA of Acanthosepion pharaonis, 747 nucleotides long. NCBI's taxonomy places the organism in Eukaryota, Metazoa, Mollusca, Cephalopoda, Sepiida, Sepiidae. The record is from the annotation of a GenBank genome assembly.
AUGGUCCUCUCAUUCGUCUCCUCCUCCUCUUCUUCCUCUUCUCGUCUGUCUACUUGUCUCUUUUCUUCUUCUUCUUCUUCUUCUUCUUCUUCUUCUUCUUCUCGUCUACCUCCUUCUUUCCUUCCUUCCUUCUUCUUUUCCUCCUCUAACAACUUCUUAAUUCUGGGAAUCAUCAUCCUUUCCUGUAAUUUCUUCUUCUUCAUUUUUCUUCUUCAUUUUCGUAACCUCCUUCUUUCCUUCCUUCCUUUACUUUGGAUCCGUGUCUUGGCUCUUAUUCUUAUUCUAUCAUCAAUUCUUUUCCUGCUCUUUCUUCAGGUAAAAAAUUUUUUUUCCUCCUUUUUUAAAAAAAUUUCUUUUUUCUUCUAUAAAAUUUUUUUUUUCUUCGGAGGAAUUCUUCUUCUUCUUCUUCUUUUUCUUCUCAAAAAUUUUGUACUUUUCCUUCCUUUUUUUGACCUCUCUUCGUUUCCCUUUUCUUUUUCCUCUUCUCGUUUGUCAACCAUCUCAAUUCUUCUUCUUCUUCUUUUUCUUCUUUUUCCUUUUAUUCCUUCUUUCCUUCCUUCCAAAAUAUUUUCCUCCUUUUUUUUUAAUUCUUGCAUCAUCAUCCUUUUUUCUUCUUUCUUCAGUUUAACAAUCUCUGAAAUUUCUUUCUUUUUCUCUUUCUCUUUUUUUUUCUUUUUCUCUUUCUUCUUUUCUUUCUUUUCUUCUUUUCAUUUCCUUUUCUUUUUAUUUUUUCUUUCUUUUUUUUAA